This is a messenger RNA of Chilo suppressalis (striped riceborer), 7643 nucleotides long. NCBI's taxonomy places the organism in Eukaryota, Metazoa, Arthropoda, Insecta, Lepidoptera, Crambidae. The record is from the annotation of a GenBank genome assembly.
CCCGCACCGAGCUCACGUGACCAUGGCCGCGCGCGCGAGCUGAUGGCUGCGCUCGUCUGGUGGCUGGCGGCCGGCUGCCUGCUUCACGCCCGCGCCGCCUCCGCCGGCAACCCCGACGCCAAGCGGCUCUACGAUGAUCUCCUCUCUAACUACAACAAGCUUGUGCGGCCGGUCGUCAACACCACCGACGUGCUGCGCGUCUGCAUCAAGCUCAAGCUGAGUCAGCUCAUCGAUGUCAACCUCAAGAACCAGAUAAUGACAACAAACCUCUGGGUGGAGCAGUCGUGGUAUGACUACAAGCUGCGCUGGGAGCCGAAGGAGUACGGCGGGGUUCACAUGCUGCACGUGCCAUCAGAUCAUAUUUGGAGGCCUGACAUCGUACUGUACAACAAUGCCGACGGCAACUUCGAAGUAACGUUGGCGACCAAGGCGACCAUCUACCACCAGGGGCUGGUCGAAUGGAAACCGCCCGCCAUUUACAAGUCUUCCUGCGAAAUAGACGUGGAAUAUUUUCCGUUCGACGAGCAAACGUGCGUUCUUAAGUUCGGUAGCUGGACGUACGAUGGAUUCAAGGUGGACUUGCGGCACAUGGACGAGCAGGCGGGCAGCAACGUUGUGUCCGUGGGCGUGGACUUGUCAGAGUUCUACAUGUCCGUCGAGUGGGACAUCCUAGAAGUACCAGCUGUCAGAAACGAGAAGUUUUAUACGUGUUGUGACGAGCCGUACCUGGACAUCACAUUCAACAUUACGAUGCGCAGAAAAACGUUAUUUUACACAGUGAACAUUAUUAUUCCCUGCAUGGGGAUAUCCUUUCUCACUGUUCUCACUUUUUAUCUGCCUUCGGAUAGCGGAGAAAAGGUGACGCUGUCCAUCUCUAUCCUGAUUAGUCUCCACGUGUUCUUCCUGCUGGUGGUGGAGAUCAUCCCCCCCACGUCGCUGGUUGUGCCCCUGCUGGGGAAGUACCUCAUAUUUGCUAUGAUACUCGUAUCUAUAAGUAUAUGCGUGACGGUGGUGGUGCUGAAUGUGCACUUCAGAUCGCCGCAGACGCACCGCAUGGCGCCGUGGGCCAAGCGGGUGUUCAUACACAUACUGCCGCGGCUGCUCUUCAUGAAGCGGCCGCAGUACAAGUUUGAUACCACCAGGUCGCGGUAUACGUCGUGCGGCGUGGUAGUGAGGUGCGGCGGCGCGGCGCGACCGCUGUACCCUUAUAGGCUGGCGGCCGCCGACGACGACUGCUGCGCGCCCGGCGCGUGGCCACCGCCUGUCGCGCCGCCGCCGCGCCCGCUCACGCGCACGCCCAGCAAGGAGGAUCUAACGCACACCACAUACCUCAACUCUGGCAUGGGUGAAAGCAACCGCUUUGGAGGCAGCUGUAUGGUACACGGGUCCACGGAGGGCGGCGGUGGUGGCCUGGGGUGCAUGACGGGUCCCGACGACGACACACUGAGCCCUGUGCCCGAUCCGCCGCCCGGGUUCAGCCAUUCCGCCUGCCCGCCCGAAGUGCACAGGACCUGCUUCUGUGUCAGAUUCAUCGCCGCACACACAAGGAUGAUUGAAGAGUCCACAAAGGUAAAAGAAGAUUGGAAGUACGUGGCGAUGGUGCUGGACCGGCUGUUCCUAUGGAUCUUCACGCUGGCGGUGCUGGUGGGCACGGCGGGCAUCAUCCUGCAGGCGCCCACGCUGUACGACGACCGCGUGCCCAUCGACAAGCACUUCAACCAGUACGCCACCUCGUCGCUGGUGCGGUGCCCACCGCCCAACUAAACUACCGAUUAUAUUAAACUGUGACGCGUUCAGACCGAGUGUUCAGACCAACAAAGUACAUUGUGCUGAUACUACGUUGCAUCGGGUCGUGUCGUGCCUGGAAUACUUAGUCAGCGUCUGAAUGUACUCGUACUUCGUCACGUGCGUAAGCGGAAAAGGACCAAAUGCUGUCUUCUUCGAUGACAAGGGUCCUCGUUAUGAAAAAUAAUAGCCUACGAAAAACACGUGAAAAAUCUUAUUUCAUAACUACGCAACAUUGUAAACCUUUCUAAAGACAAAAAUGCAAUGUUCAAAUAAUAACACUAUACUAGAUAACAAAUUAACUUCCUAGUAAAUUGAUGACUGUGAAACCCUAUGAAUGUAGGGUUACCAUUCUUGCAGAUUAGGUCGGACUAAGUUCUUUCUUUGUUUAAUUUGUCCGAAUUUUCAGCUUUCACUUUAAAACAUGCUUUUUUGCUGCGAGCUGAAUGCUCUCUUGCUAAAGGUCAUUGAAUGAAUGAUUAAUAACAUUCAAUGUAGACGUAAAGCCUUAUCUUUACGCACCUAAGUAAGUAGGUAUGUCUUUUACAAACAAAUUCUAUCUAUUAGUAUACCUUAAAAUACAAAGGGAAUCAUUUCAGACCUGGAUUGCGAAAGAUAUUGAAUUCAACCAUCGGAAACUAGGCUACCUUCACUUAACAGACAACAGUUUUGAUUCGGUUAUUUUUAUCUCCUCAACGCUAAUAGUAAACAAUAAAAAUAGGACUAACUACAAUUUAUCAUGUUAAUUAUUUUCCAAAGUAUUGUAAUAAAUUUUCGCUCCAUUAUCUCUUUUGGUGGUGAAUCUAUGCGCUAAUGGAUUGCUCAUAAUGAUUAUAUUAAUAUACAUUAAAACUUCAGUUAACAGUGAAUCCGCCACUAUUAUUUUAACCUAAAUCUGCAAGUAUAACUACAAAAAUAAAUUACUUUCUCACCUCCUAAGUUUCAAACUCAAGCUAAUAAUAGUACAUAGAAAGACAAAUUGGAUAAUAUUAUUUUAUAAACUAAGAACAGAUAAUAAAUAACCAACUGAAAAAAAACUAAAGCUAAAUUAUUUAUAGUUCGAUAGUAAUAAAUUAAUUAGUUAAUAUUAGAGAUAAGAAAACGAACGAAACACCACCAAAUGAAUAUUGUCUGUGUUCAACAACAAUUUAGCCGAUAUGUAGAGUUGUAGAAAAAUAGCAUGAUUACAAUACCUACCUACUUAAGCUCCUAUUAAUACAAAAUACGUAACAUCCUAUGUGCACCUCGCUUCCUCUCUUAGAAACGCGUCUAAUUUUAUUUUUGUGGCGACGUAAUUAAUGUUAGCGCUUAAAUAGGCAUCGAAGUCAGGUCUAAUCUAGUUUAGGCAAUAGCCUAAUAAUAAGGUCUAAUCUAGCCUACCUAUCUUCAAAUCUAGACAUAAUGAGGAUUUUCUGGAAUGUCGGGCGCCAGGUGGCAGCACUGAGCCGAGAGGUAUACUCAUCCGUCACAUCACGUAUGUCGUCAUAGUCUAUAGAUCAAUUCAAAUGCUCGUUCGAUCCAAAAACUUUAUACAAAAGACGCUCAUGUCACAGUAGCGCCAACUGGUGACGUAAAUUUUCCUAAACACCCUCAUUACAUUAUGUCGUCUAGAUAAAUAAAUUAACACCUUUACUCUUUUAAACGACUCUACUAGUUAUGUUUUGUCGUAGAAUAGAACAUGUACGCUAAAAUGAAGAUAUCGAUUUUAUAAUUAGUAAUAUAUAUAUAUAUAAGAAAUCAUAAAAUUCGAAACCAAUGUAAUAGUAAUAAAUAAAUAUAAAAUAUACAUAUACAGUUUUUAUGAAAACCGUUGGCUUCGAAAUAUUAUGUUUGUUAAAAACUUUAUGAAGAUUUUACAAUCCCAGUGUAAACAAUUAUCCUUAUGAUAAUAAGUACAACAUAAAGAUUUACUUUAAGUGAUGAUUGCUCAAUUUUAAGAAUGAGUGUCUAUUUCGCUACUGGAGUUUUCAAUAUAACAAAUAAAUCAUAUUUGUUUUAUUUUAUUUCGUAAAAUUAAAAUGGGUCAUCAGUUCAGAGAAACAUUAUAAUUAUAUUAAAUCUUAUCAAUACAAAAUUGGACAUUGCUUUUUUACUUAUUCACAUCAGUUUCCUGAAUUUGCAUAUUAUAUUAAAAUUACUUACAUGUAAAUAAAAAUGUUCACAACAACACCAUUUUCGUGUAAUACUAUGAUCAGGAAUUGAAAAUGAAAUUGAAAUGUUUAAUAAGUAUUUGAUGAAGCAAUGAUUAAUAAAAACACAAUUUUAAAAACGCAUUUGUACAAAAAUAAAUUAUGAAUAUAAACACUUAACCGUAAAGGCUUUUUGAGUACAUUUGUAAAUUGAAGAAAUUACCUUUACCAAUGAAGUGACAGUAUGAAAUGCCUUUCAAGCCGACCCAAGCCGACUAGCGAACGUAUUGGUGCAUAGUAAACCCUACUAAGUAAUAAAUAUAAAUGGACUAAUCUAGUAAAAAUAUAAAAAUUAAGCACGUUGGACUGCUCGCGGUAGAGUAGCGCAGCUCAAUUGUAGAAAUGUAAGUUUGUAAUUACCUAUUUAUAUUGUUAAUAAAACCGUUAUACAUAGAAAAACUUGUUUUUUUUUCCUUUUACUAUCUGUUGUCAAAGUAAAUCCAUUUUCACACUCAAAUAGAAAACAAGACGUGCAUUAAAUGUAAUAAUUAGAGGUAGGGGUCGUCCCACGUUGGGCGCCAAUAUUUAUUUUAUGAAAGAAGUUGCUCUCGGUGGUUGUUAAUAUAAAAGAUAGUCACAAUCUUGUGACGAAAUUGUGAUAGAAGGUUUAUUAACUAGGUGAGAGCGAAGUAAGACGGAGUGAAGGUUUUUUACAUGUUUCCAAUUCUUAAGAGUGCCAACAAAGAAGAACGCCCUUUGUUUUAAUUAUUUAGAAAAAAAGUAAUUUUGAUCGAUAUCCUUAUGAUUUCAUACAAUUUAAAUUGUUAUUAUAAGUGUAUUGGAUUUAGCCGUUUAAAAGUCUUACUUAAGUGAUUUUUACGAAAGGUAGACUACCCAAACAGAUUUCAAUUCAUUAUAUUAGUUUUUGUAUUUCAUACAAAAGGACAUUGUUCUGCGUCCAUACAUAGUUAGCCUAAGAACCAACAAUCAUGAAAUAUUAUUUUCUAGGUUCGAAAUCGCAAGAAAAUUACUGUAAAAACAAAGAUUAUUGACGGACACUUCUGAGAACUUGAGUUAUUAGGAAAACUAAAUUUUUUUUGAGGUUAUGUUUAAUAUUAAAUGAAACAUAGGUCAACCUAUGAACUUAGUAUAAACUCAGUAUGAAGUGAAUUAAUAUUACUACUAAUUCAUUUUAUUCGGUGCGUCUUUAAGAAAAACUAUUAGGAAAAACUUGGUUAGGUAGGAAUCAUGAAUAAAAUAAAAACUGUAGCUUUGCUUCUCAUUUAUUGACUAUUUUUCACAUAAUUGUAUCAUAUUGUUUAUUGUAUUUAUUUGUAUACCACAUGUAUAUUGUGUAAAUAUGCAGCGUGAAUGUGUAUUAGGUGCUCUUGAAUAAUUUGGCAGUAUGAUCCUCUCAGGAUGUUGUGGCACAGGUUCACUAGCACUUGGUAAUAAAGUCUAAGUCUGCUCUUUGGUAACAUCGAUGGCAUAUUAGAUAGAAAUAGUUAAAUUAAAAGAAAAACAAUCGCAAAUAAACACACACAACAGGUAAUCCGAAACGAGAAUGCACGAAUGCCACAUAUUACUACGAAUGCAAACUGCCUGCACCACAACCACAGAGAAUCGAGUUUUAUGCCGGCCCUUCACUUGAAAGAGUGUUUUGUUUGCAGCGCUGUCAUAGAUUACAUAAAAUGGUAUUUAUUGUCUCAGAUAAUUUUUUAACUUUUUAAUUUAGCUUACUUAACUGGAAGUGUCCGUCACAAUCUAAAUACUGAUAAUUUUCGCAAAAAAUAUACUAAGAAUUAUCAUAAAUGCCAUAUUGGUGUUGGUUCGUAGGCCAAUUUUAACAUUGUCCUUUUGAAAUGGACGAAGGAACAUAUUGGGGUACUAUACGAAAGAUCUACUACGUCUUCCUACAUAGGACAUUUUCUAUUGAUGUUUUUUUUUAUUUUGCUUAAGGAUAGCGAGAAAUUACAAAAAAAAGACUGAAGAAAGAGGAAAAUGGGCAGAAGCUCUGUAGACGCGUUCUAAAACGGUUAUUUUAACUUUCCCACUCUAUAAAGAUUUGAAGAGGUAAUGCAAAAGAAGAAAAAACCAUAGAAGUCAAAAAUAAAAGGACGGAUAUCCGAAAAGGCUAUUAAAAAAUCAUUACCACCAUCUUACUUGAUCUAUGGGGUAAGAUGGGGAGAUAAAACUUUUCUUACUUUUCUCAAUAUACGACUGACUAGUAUAAUAACCUAAUGUGACCAAGAGUCUGAAGAUAUUGUCGAAUAGUUUAAUAUGCAAUGCUGAUUUGGGGACCUUUCGAAUUUUAUUUUAAAAUAUCUAUCUAUUGUAAUGAGUUAUUGCUAUUGAACAUAAGGUUUAAGUAACAUAAGAUGAUAAAUUAAAAGACAAUAAUGAUUUGCUUAAGUAUGUAUAAUUUAUUUUAUUGUCAUGUUUUCUUAGGCGUCUUACUAUUACAAAUAAACAAAAAAAACUUAAAUUUGAGUGGUAAUAAUAGUGAAAUGAAGCAAACUAUAUUUGCUACACCACUAUCAAAAACUAAAGAAAUCAGAGCUGUCAAAUACACUAACGCCAAUAUCUUCAGAUACUUUAAAUAAUUUUGACGUAAUCAACUCAUCUUUCUUACUUUCUUCUAUAAGCCGUUUAGCUUCUAACAACGCUGCUUGGCUAGGCAAAUCGUCAUUAGGAAUUAAUAGAUCUGAAAAAUCACCCGGCAGAUUGGUAUUCACAUUGCCAUCAGUUUUAUCGUCAGUGACACCUUUGUUGUUAGUAAUUUCAGGUUUCUUGUCUGUUAUUUGUAAUAAACUACUGCUGUCCGUAGCAGAAAUAUCCUUUUUAGUUGCUUUCAUUAUCCUUUUCGCCACAUCUUUGAAUGUUAAUGGAAUUUUAUUAAUAACGCUCUCCUCUUUGAAUUUUUUCUCAUUAUUAUUGCUACUUUUUGUGCUAAGUGUAUCCACUAUGGUGUCGAAUAUAUCCGGUUUUCCAUCUUUUUCUUUCAUCUUCUUAAACUGAUCCUUAAUUAAUUUGUAAAUUUUUUCUGGAUCUUGUGGAAUUAAUUCAUCAUUAUCGUUUUUAGAACUUAAAACGGUUAAGAUUUCACGAAGCGUGUGCCGUACUUCUAAAGUAUCACGGGCAUUAGUAUGAGUUGAUUCAAUAUCAUGAAGUGUUUUUAUAUCUUGCCAAAUAUUAUCUACAGUAGGGUGGAUGUAAUCGGUUUCCACUCUACUUAAAGCUUUCUUGACAUCUUUCGUUAGGUUAUUAAGUUCACCGUGUAACACCAUUCCAAUUUCUGAUAGUCGAUCAGUUUCAUUUUUUACAUUUAAGAUUUUCGUAUGUGUAUCAUGAUGUUUAUCUUCAAUGACUAACAUUUUUUCCUUAACGUUUUUAACCGAAUCACUUAUUCCUUGAGAUAAAGUUUCUAAAAUCGGUUUACUGUUAGAUCCUCUCGGAUAACUUGAACGUGAAGUCGGGAGUACGGGUGGUGUAGGUGAAUAUUUUUCGAUGCUUUCUUUAACUGAAUCUGGUUUUGUAUUUACCAGACCUCUGCAUCUGACAUCAUAAUCGGAAGAUUCAUAGUUUACACCUAAUGCUAAUACUUGUUUUACUGCCAAAACAGUACAGUCUAUACUUUCUUCCACAUCUGUGACAACAUCGGUGAAUAGUUUUCCAACACUAUUUUCGACUGAUGCAAAUACGCCUUGAAAGUCAUCAAAGAACCAUGCA